GUGUGGUAAACUUACAAAACCUGACUUGUGUGUGUGUGUGUGUGUGUGUGUGUGUUUUCCAUUUAUAGUGUGCCCAUAAGAAUGAUUAUUACAUUUCAUCUAAAUAUGUGUUCUCUUCAUUAUUAUGAAUAGAACUUGCUUAUUGGUACCCAGAUGUUCUUUUACGAGGAAACACUCGAAGGCCUUGUCUGAACUGGGAGAAAAAUUAUGGGAAUGUGUUCUCGUCGCUUUCAUUGGUUAUUUGUAAAAAAUGUGUACCAUGUAGAUCUCGUGGUUUUCAAGAGCCGAGAGUCAUGCUGAAUCCAAUUAUUUGAAAGAGCAACUCCACACUCUUUCUUAAUGCGCUUUCAACAUGCGUUUUCCAAAGACACAGCUCUCUCCCUACUUUGGGUUGCAUUGCUUCCAAGCAAAAAAGUGUCCUCACUUUCCUCCAUGGACAACAAUCCUUCACAGCUCCUCCCGUCAGAGUUGAUUGACCAGUGUAUAGGUUUGAAAAUCUGGGUUAUAAUGAAAGGAGACAAGGAGCUUGUCGGUACUCUUAGGGGCUUCGAUGUGUAUGUCAACAUGGUCCUCAAGGAUGUCACUGAGUAUUGGUCCCUGGUGGCUCCCCUGAUCUGGAAUGAGUUGGAUUCAUCCUCUAAUCCCAGCAGCAAAUUAUGUAGGUACUCUCUCACUCUCUCUCAAGACAUGCCCUCUUUUGAGCAUUAGGGAUGUGGAUCCUCUGUCCUGCACUAUACUCCCAUGUGUGUCUCAACAUUCGUCUGCUGCUGAAGCUUAUCUCAUUCACAUGCAUCAACGGUUGAGAAGUGGUUUAGGGUUACAGCACGAAUGGGAGCCCUAUGGUUGUAGAGUGUGUUCAUCCAGCAUAUGCUAUCUUCUUGGUGGCCUGCUAUUUGACUACCCUUUCUGUGUUAUUGUACAUACGCGAUCUAAAUGCAGAAGUGUGUUCCCAAUUUCCACUUUGGAAAGGAUCAAAGAGUUCCACUUAUGUACUCGUUGCUCUUGCUUGAAAAGCUUCUACAUCACUAUGCAGUAUGGUUCUGGUACCGACGCAUCAGUCCUAAGAUGUACACUGUACUGCCUAUAAGGGACGUGUUUUGCUCCAUGUGACCUCAAUUUUCCACCCAAGUAGCUGCAUUUGCUGCACAUUACGAAAGGAUCCGUGCCCAAAGCAAACUCACUUGUUUUGACUUUAACUGGUUUUUGUCGCUCGUGUUUUC
Molecule: messenger RNA, 1220 nt
Organism: Rhodamnia argentea
Lineage: Eukaryota; Viridiplantae; Streptophyta; Magnoliopsida; Myrtales; Myrtaceae
Exons: 3
Coding region: 340-708 (122 amino acids)
Biological process (GO): mRNA splicing, via spliceosome
Cellular component (GO): Lsm1-7-Pat1 complex; U6 snRNP; U4/U6 x U5 tri-snRNP complex
Molecular function (GO): RNA binding
Source: RefSeq, a predicted model, not a curated record